AUGGCUUUGUUGCCCGUUGACUCUCCUCCUACUCCUUCCAAAAUUAAAGGAAAGGGGAAGCUCUCUAAAAUUGAAUUUUCUGGAGGAGAGAAACAACGAGAUUCAGGCCAUCUUUACAAUGGGGUCAAACUGGGUGGUGGCUACUCUCUAAGAGACCAUUGGGAAGCCUUGGUUGAGAAGGAGUCUUCUAAGAAGGAAUUCCUUUGCUUGGUAGAGAAGAUGUUGAAGCUACAAAAGAACUUGGUAAAGAAAGUAGCAAAGGAGAAUGAGGCCUUUUCCCUCAAAGUUUUUGAGCUCUUUUCUACCUUGAAGAGAAAGCACUUCAAGCUCUUUGAUGCCCUGGAAAAGAAAGAGUUCGAGCUCAUCAAGGCUGUCAAAAUUGCUACUUAUUCGGCUAUAAAGGAGUUCAACGACUCUUUUGCAUUUAAGAAAGGGAUGCUUGGGAAUUAUGACAGUGGUUUUAAGUACUUUAGGGAUCGAGCCAUACGUGCAUUUCCAGAGCUUGACUUCUCAAAGAUCUAUCUGAGGAUGAUCCACCCUCGGUCAUCGAGAAGAAAUGAGACAAACAAGAAAAGGCCGGUGAUGAGGAGACCUGCUCGACUGUUGUGA
Molecule: messenger RNA, 609 nt
Organism: Ilex paraguariensis (yerba mate)
Lineage: Eukaryota; Viridiplantae; Streptophyta; Magnoliopsida; Aquifoliales; Aquifoliaceae
Source: the annotation of a GenBank genome assembly